UAUUUUUGCGGGAUAUUUAACUUUUUCAGCUUCAAAAUAUUAACAGUUAUAAGCCGCAAGUUAGUUUAUAUAAAAAAUGUUCAUAUAAAUUAAAUGAUUCUUAGAUGUUUCUAAAUUCCGUGUGUAGUGUUCACAUGUAUUCUGCAGUCUUUAAUGGCUUAGAAAUGAGUUGACUCUAAUCUCAUGUUUAGAGUAAUCAUAAAUUCGAAACAUGUAAACAUUUACCGAUGAGAACUUUCUGUGCUGAUAUUUUUUACUAAGCAUCGAUAAAUGAAGAAUGGAUGGCGAUUAUGACUAUGAAUUGGACUAUUAUUCCGAUGCUGAGUAUGAUGGAAUAUAUGAAGAUUAUGGAGGUAUUUAUCCGAGUAUUAUGGAUUAUACCAUCCAGGAUCUUUGGCAUGAUUGUCUGUUGCCCACUCUUUCUGAUGGAUUUAAUUCAUCAUCCAAGCUGUUAGUUUGUUGCAUGCUGUUGAAGUUAACUCUUUCACUUAAUUUUUUGCCAGAAUAUGCCUUUCACUUAACAUCAUCAUUAACGGGUCUUUACUGCUUGUACCAUUUCUUUGAAAAUGAGAUUCUCUACAUUAUUCUUUUUGCUGUGGUUGGUUAUGGCAUUUUACUGUUAACAAAUAUUAUUUUGAAGCAGUAUCAAGGAAUUGUGUGUGUUUUUGCAAAUUAUGCAUUUUUAAUUAUAUGUGAACUGUUUUUUGCCGAGAAAACUCUAUGGCAUCGUAUACGAGGUUCUCAAAUGCUGCUGUCUAUGAAAUUAAUAUCUUUAGCUUUUGAUACUGGAAGUAUUGCUAAAACUAUGCCUGAAACUUUUGCUUGCUUUGGUUAUUUAUUCCAUCCUGGAACUGUGAUAUUUGGUCCUUGGAUCAGUUAUACUACAUACAUGAAUAGCAAACAGAACACAAAAAUUAGUUUUUCAUGGUUUUAUUCCAUUGUGAAAAAUCUUGCAUUGAGCUUCAGUUUUUUGACUGUUUCCACUUGCUGGACAUCUUGGUUACUAUAUUCUUCUGGCUGGAAAUGGGUAGAUGCAUAUCGGGAUGCAUUAUCUUUUCGAUCCAGUCAUUAUUUUGUCAGUUAUAUGUCUGCAGCUACAGCCAUUACAUCUGGUUUGCGAAUAUCUGCUGUUGUAUCUGCAUUUGAUAUUGAGGUUCCACGUUCUCUGGUGGAGGUAGUAAUCUGGUGGAAUGUUCCCAUGCACUUCUGGCUCAAAACAUAUGUCUUUAAAACUGCAAGGCCAUUAGGUGAUUUUAUUGCCAUAUUGCUUACCUAUGCUGCCAGCUCGUUUCUUCAUGGAUUGAACUUUCAGCUUUCUGCAGUUCUUCUGUCUCUGGGUUUUUAUACAUAUAUAGAACAUGUAUUGAGGAAGAAGCUAUCAAAUAUUUUCAAUGCUUGCAUUUUGGCAAGGAGGUGCAGAUCUGAGUGUGAUCAUUUAUUUAAAUAUGACCACCCUUAUGUUGUAAUUACUAAUAUUGCCUUUGGACUGCUUUCUGUUUUCCACCUUGCUUAUUUAGGAGUCAUGUUUGAUAGCUCUUCAUCUCUUGAAGAGGAGGGCUACAACAUGCAUCACACACUGCAGAAGUGGUCCGAUCUGAGUUUCAGCAGUCACUGGGUAGCUUUAUUCUGUUAUAUAUUUUAUUACCUAGUUUAAUUUAACUUUUAUAACACUGAACUGGAUGUUGGUGAUCAACUUGCUGUAAUUCUGAUCAAAUUAAGUCUUCUGCAGGAACAAGAACAAUCAAAUGCCUAUACAACCUGAAGAUAAUUUGGAACAAAAAAUGUAAAAUAUAGGUUAUAGUUCUAAGAUUUUAUGUAGUUAAUUAGUAGUAACACUCAUUUGUUAAUUUUAGUAGCCAAAAACAGUCAUUCAUUUUUAGAUUUAAAUAAGUGAAGCUUCAAUUGAAAAAUUUGAAUCUUUAGGUUAGAAUUCAAAGUUAGUGAAAUUGAGCUUUAAGACCAAUAUGUUAUUUCUCUUACACCCUUUUCAAAGUAUAUUUCACCAUCAUGAUCUGUUCUUAGGAAAUAUAUUAAGGUAUAUUUUGUUGUUACAUGAAGAGGAUGAAUUUUUAUGUGAAAUAUUUACUUUUAAUAAAUUUUAAUGCUUUUUUAA
This is a messenger RNA of Stegodyphus dumicola, 2113 nucleotides long. It is a transcript of the gene por, whose product is annotated as Protein-serine O-palmitoleoyltransferase por. Gene Ontology annotation, molecular function: Wnt-protein binding; palmitoleoyltransferase activity. Gene Ontology annotation, cellular component: endoplasmic reticulum; membrane. Gene Ontology annotation, biological process: lipid modification; Wnt protein secretion; protein palmitoylation. The record is from RefSeq and is a predicted model, not a curated record. NCBI's taxonomy places the organism in Eukaryota, Metazoa, Arthropoda, Arachnida, Araneae, Eresidae.